Pseudo-nitzschia multistriata is the source of this 2457-nucleotide messenger RNA. NCBI's taxonomy places the organism in Eukaryota, Bacillariophyta, Bacillariophyceae, Bacillariales, Bacillariaceae. The record is from the annotation of a GenBank genome assembly.
AUAAAUACUAUGACUUCAACGCAUUAAUUAAAUUAGGCUUUUUCUGUGUUCGUUGAUUCUGGAAAGGCCAAAAAAAGAUACCACAUCUGACAACCUUUGUCACCAUCAUCUUUUUCGGUUUCGAACCAAAAAAACGAUAUCUAUUGUUGCCUGUGCAAUUCCGUACCGUACUUUUAUUGUCAUGCAUCGAAAGAUACAGUAAAUCAAAUAAUUUCUGCACCUACCGUACGCUUUUCAUAAUUUCAAUAAAUAUACUUGCAAAAAGUAACAAUGAAGAUCUCCUCUGGCUUAGUUAUUGCAUUCUGCUACUUUCUCUCGCCUGUCCAGGGUAAGUGCGGUUAUGAAAACACCGUGAUAUCAUGACUGGGCGCCUUUAACGAAAUCUAAUGUUUUCGUUUCCUCUUUCGUACUACAGCUAACGUAAAAAUCAACAAGGACCAGUUUCUUGCUACAAAAGACUACAUUGGCAACUCCAUGUGGCUUAUGGGGAAGAAUGGUGUCUUUAUCUACAGUCCCGAUGGAAAGGACAAGAAGGUCAGCAUCGAUGGUUCAGCUAUUUGUCACGAGGAGCCUGAUUUUAAAGGAUCAGGAUAUUACUCCCCCUGUCGAUUUUAUGACGUUAUGUCGGACGGAAAAAAAUAUGUCUGGGCAUCACUUGCUCGGGGUGUUGCAAAGAUUGACCUCUUUGAUAUCAACACUGGGGCAGUCGUUGGUUCUUUCGACACUUGUAUGAGUCCUUCCAGUUUGGAGUUUCACCCAUUGCGCGACGAAGUCUGGGUUCGCUGUUCUGACAUGGAUGCGAACAGUACAGCGCCCACCCAACUUGAUGUUUUCUCUGCCUCCUCUCCCAGUGGUGUUAUUCAAACUGACAUCCUCACGGAUGAACGCGCAUUGAAAGAAGGACUCUCGUCAAAAGGCUACUCUGUCAUCGACAACACACUCGGUGAUGUUGGUUUCAUCACUGAUACAACUCUUCCUUACCUAUUCAAGGUGGAUCUCAGCACCAAGGCAAUCAUCGAUAAGUUUGAGAUGAAUCCUCCAACAAAUGGUUUGGAAAAAACAGCGUACUCUCCUGUGAACAAACAUAUUUUUAUUAGGUCCGAACUAUGCUGUACUUGUGGUUUCGAAGGCUCGGACUUAGGUGAUAGUUGUGGUAGAUACCCAGGAUCUGAGGUCAGCCCAGUGACAGGAGCAUUUGCGUAAGUCUUGCAGCUUAUUCUUCUACUCUUUUUUCCGUUUUUUCCUGACCGAUAUUCAUCUCCUCCAUUCUUCGAACAUAGUGGCGAGACGGGUGUUCAGGGCACCUGUGGAAGCAGUUGCGAAGGCAAACCCGAUAUCGAUACUAUUGGGGUUUAUGAAUUUGACACUGGAAACGAAACAAUUGUUGCUACUCAUCUGAUGGCAGAAGGAAUCGGCGGUGAUCCUUACCCUUCACCAGAUGGAAGUAAGUCUUUGGCCAUUAUGUGAAAGACAAGACGAGGAAAAUUCAUUGCUAUACGUGACGCAUUUACCCUCACAAUUUUCUUCACUUUCAAUUGCUUCAAAAAACAAUAGAGUACAUUAUACUUCUUGGUCGAAACGGUGGCAAAACAAUCCGCAUCAUUGAAGCUGGGGAACCUGGUCGCCCUUCCGUACGUUGAUCAUAGUGUACCACAUGUCCCUUUCUAGCUCCACUUCUUUCCCUGACUUUUCGUUCGUUUUAUUUGCUUCCUUGACGUUGUUAAUUCAGACAAAGGUGUUUGAUGUGGAACUUGAUUUUAAUAGAAGCGGAUACGAGGAUAAAAGUGUCUCAAUGGAUUUUGCUUUCGUUAAAAAGAAUGGCAAUACCAAUAUCAUCUUCCCAUCUGGCACAGAACACAAGAUUGCAAUCGUUGAUAUCACGAGCGACCCAAUGGAGACAAGAUAUUUUACAUUCAACGACGACGACUUUAUCCCUGGAAGAGCUCCACAUGGACGCUAUAGAAGAAUUGAAUGGGCUAUCGGUACAAAUUACGUAUGGGUGACUGAUAGCUCUUUGGACGAAACCUACGUUAUCGAUUUCGUCAAGGAAGAAGUCGUUACCACACUGACCGAUACAGACGUUUCAAAGCUACUAUCGGUCCAGAACUACGAAUACCUUCGUCAAUUUGAGAUGCAGAAGCAAGUUGUAAUGGGCAUGACUCGAGGAGUGUCUGAUAAUGGAAAGGAUUCAUCUGCUCUCGAAGUCUCUGCCAUUGUUCUUGGUACAAUUGCAAUCGUCGUUGGGAUUGCCAAUUACAUUUACAUGAUGAAAAUGCGAAAGCUUUUUAUUGAAAGUCAAGCAUCUCCUGAUGAACCAAUAGCCUUAGUCAAGAAUCUAGAACAACCCCUAGAUGACGACAGUGCCGUCGUCCCUAGCGUGAACUAACUGCAUAGCGAACGUGUGAAACACAAUAUUUCGUUGUUUAAAUAAGACCUAAAUAAAUUUUAAAGGGUCCA